Molecule: messenger RNA, 279 nt
Organism: Miscanthus lutarioriparius
Lineage: Eukaryota; Viridiplantae; Streptophyta; Magnoliopsida; Poales; Poaceae
Source: the annotation of a GenBank genome assembly
AUGGCCACGUCGAUCAGUAGGUCGUCAUUCGUUUUGCCACUGCUGAUCGCGGUGCUGAUGCUGUUGGCGGUGUCAGGGUCGACGGCGCGGCAGCUGGACCUGGACGGCGGCGACGAUCGAUCCACAUCCACCGGCGGCGAGUCCGCCUUCGGCGUCGGCCGUCCUAUCAUACAGAUCAUGAAACGCCUGAACCUGCAGCAACUGACAGAAGCAGGGCCAUCCUGCAGUACCUACGACAAAAACACCCCAAAGCCGCCAAACUGCCCCCCAAACCCCUAA